AUGUCGGGCAUUGAAGUCGCAGGUCUCGUCCUCGGGGCCCUCCCUCUCGUUCUCAAAUCCGUGGAUGCUUACCGAGACGGCUUCCGCAGGUUUGGCAAAGCCUUCAACAAGCGCAAGCAUGUCGAGAAGCUGGCUCGCGCACUGCUUCUUCAACAACGGACUCUAGAAGAACUUAUCAAGUCGGUCGUUUUAGCGAGCGGUUGCGAAGAUGCGCUGGCCCUGGAUGAUGACCCGGUUGACUAUCUUAAAAAUCCUGAUGUUCAGGAGCAAGUGAAAGAAUAUCCCGGCCCAAAAAGCACCAGUUUCCUCGUUUAUGAGCUUGAGGUCAACAGCGUGGCUGUAGGGAAGGUUGCUAGGCGUAUAUCAGGCCUUGUGCCUGGAGGUCAGGGGCCGAAAGAUGACCUCAUCGCCAUCAUCGAGGCCAACCAUGCCAAGCCAAGUUUGAAGGCUGAUCUUACUCCGAGGAUUAAGCUGGUACUUGGUAUCACUGAUAUGAACGACAUGAUCCAGGAGAUUGACAAGGGCAGUGAUGCACUCGAUCGCUUCUCGAGACUUACCUUGUCGAACCGCCAGUCGAUGAACAGCAACUCGUCCGGAAACUCUCUGAAGCUGGCGAAGGCAUUCAGACAGAUACGCAACUUAUCAGAAGGUCUUUAUAAUGCCGUUCUGGACGGGUUCCGAGACGAGUGCCACGAGAGUCACGAGGCAAGGCUUUAUCUCGAUGACCACAUCGAUACUGCUCAUCGAUUACUUCACAGGCGCGGUGCGGUAGACCCUGCUGCUCCACGGAUGAUGUUUGAUUUGGCUUUUCAUGCGAAGGGGCAGAAGAGCGACACGCUGUACUACGAAACAGUUGUCCAAGUCUUUGACGACUAUAAAAUUGACAAUGUAUAUCCGGAGACCACUCCAGAGGACUUGGUGAAAGCCGUGGUCACUUUUAGCGUGACCGACGCUCCAUCAACCUUCAAGCCCAAAGGACUGCAUAUCCCUAAGCCAAACACUGAAGACAUCAUCGACCCUUCCGUUGAAACCUCGGAUGCAGCUCUCUCUACGGUUGGCAUCCAGCCUCCUGCAACUCCUCAGCACACCAUGGCUUACACAAGCGUGGUGUAA
This is a messenger RNA of Diaporthe citri, 1113 nucleotides long. RefSeq lists its product as uncharacterized. The transcript is spliced from 3 exons. Bases 1 to 1113 code for a protein of 370 amino acids. The record is from RefSeq and is a predicted model, not a curated record. Lineage: Eukaryota; Fungi; Ascomycota; Sordariomycetes; Diaporthales; Diaporthaceae.